AUGUCGGUGAGCCAGCCACAGUCAGGAAGAGGUGUGCCUUGUUUACGCUGCAGAGGGACGUGCACGGGCUUCGAGCCACAUUCUUGGAGGAAAAUCUGUAAAUCCUGCAAAUGCAGCCAGGAGGAUCACAGCCUGAGCUCGGACGUGGAGGAUGAUCGGAAAAUUGGGCGCCUGCUGUCGGACUCCAAGUAUGCCACGCUCACCGCCCGGGUGAAAGGAGGUGAUGGCGUUCGCAUUUACAAAAGGAACCGCAUGAUCAUCACCAACCCCAUCGUCUCUCGGAAAGACCCCACCUUCGACACCAUCACGUACGAGUGGGCUCCGCCGGGGCUCACCCAGAAGCUGGCCAUGCAGUACAUGGAGCUGAUCCCCAAGGAGAUGCAGCCCGUGGCGGGGACGGACGGGGCCUGCUACCGCCGGCGGCAGCUGAUGAGACAACUCCCGCUGUACGACCAGGACCCGUCCCAGUGCCGUGGCCUCGCUGCGGGCGAGCUGAAGCUGAUGGAAGACUUCGUGAAGCAGUACAAACGCGCCCCCGCCAGCAAACCCCCCGAGUCCACCAACGGGGCCCUGGAGAGCGCGCCUGCCGGAGGGCCCUACCGCUGCGAGACCUGCAAGCAGGCGGUGCCGGGGGACUGCCCGGUGGUGUACGCCGACAGG
Leptosomus discolor (cuckoo roller) is the source of this 660-nucleotide messenger RNA. The record is from RefSeq and is a predicted model, not a curated record. Lineage: Eukaryota; Metazoa; Chordata; Aves; Leptosomiformes; Leptosomidae.